GUUUUUCCUGUUGGAGAAGGGAAGGGGGAGCUGUUCUCUCUCUCUCUCUCCUCUCGCAGUAUAUUUUUUCUCCUCCUCCUUCUCCUCCUCCUCCUCCUCCUCCUCCCCGGCUAUCUUUGUCUGGCUCGCAGCACCCCGCUCCAGCCCCGCGCCCCUGCCCCGCCGCCGCCGGGACGCGCAGCCCCUGCCCGCCGGUGCCCGGCGCCGUUUGAUGCGAGGGCAGCGCCGCGGGAAGGGCUCGGAGGCGGCGGGGGCACCGCCGCGACGCUGGGCGUGAGCCGCCCCCCCAUGCGAGAGCGGGGCCGCGGCUGCCACUGCCGGCUCCCGGCGUGAGCGCCGCCGGCCGGGCCGAGCCGUGCCGUGCCGUGCCAUGCCCGGGUGCGGGGCGCAUCGUGAGGCUGCCAGAGGCUGCCGGCACCGGCGCCGCUCCUGCCGCCGCCGCGGCGACAUGGUGUGAGCCCGCUGCCGCCGGGGACGCGCGGGCAGCCACCGACUCACCCGCUCACCCACCGACCGGCCGGCCGGGAUCCUCGGGGGGAUCCAGCCCCGCACUGCAGCGCGGGGAGACGGACGGACGGACAAACCGCAGCACCCCUUCUCCUUCUUCCUUCCCUUCCUUCACCUCCCUUUCUCUCCUCCUCUUCCCACCAUCCAUCUAUCUAUCCAUCAUCCCCCCCGCCAACCCCUCCCAAUGCUGAAGAGUUUCAACCCGGCGGGGCUGGAGUGAAGAAGGGAAGGGCGGAAGGGAGGAGAGGAGCGGAGCUCCGCGCAAUUCACAGCUGCUCCAGGGAGGGAGGAGCGGCCUCGCUAUUAUUUAACAGAGAAGAAAAAAAUAUUUAAAGAAAAAAAAAAAAAGAAGAGACGGGAAAAUGGCGAACGAUUCUCCUGCAAAAAGUCUGGUGGAUAUCGACCUUUCCUCCCUGCGGGACCCCGCUGGGAUUUUUGAACUGGUGGAAGUGGUUGGCAAUGGCACGUACGGGCAAGUCUACAAGGGUCGCCAUGUCAAAACGGGUCAGCUGGCGGCCAUCAAGGUCAUGGAUGUUACUGAGGAUGAAGAAGAAGAAAUUAAACUGGAGAUUAAUAUGCUAAAGAAAUAUUCUCAUCAUAGAAAUAUUGCAACUUAUUAUGGUGCUUUCAUUAAGAAAAGUCCUCCAGGACAUGAUGACCAACUGUGGCUUGUUAUGGAGUUUUGUGGAGCUGGCUCCAUCACAGACCUUGUGAAGAACACAAAAGGGAAUACCCUGAAAGAAGACUGGAUAGCCUAUAUCUCCAGGGAGAUUCUCCGGGGGUUGGCACAUCUUCAUGCCCAUCAUGUGAUUCACAGGGAUAUCAAAGGGCAAAAUGUGUUAUUAACAGAGAAUGCAGAAGUGAAACUUGUGGAUUUUGGUGUGAGUGCUCAGCUGGACAGGACAGUUGGCAGGAGAAACACUUUUAUUGGGACUCCCUACUGGAUGGCUCCAGAAGUUAUUGCCUGUGAUGAGAAUCCAGAUGCUACGUAUGAUUACAGAAGUGACCUUUGGUCCUGCGGCAUUACGGCCAUAGAGAUGGCAGAAGGAGCUCCCCCACUUUGUGACAUGCACCCCAUGAGGGCACUCUUUCUGAUACCCAGGAACCCUCCCCCACGGUUAAAAUCCAAGAAAUGGUCGAAAAAGUUUUUCAGCUUUAUAGAAGGUUGUCUAGUGAAGAAUUACAUGCAGAGACCUUCUACAGAACAGCUGUUGAAGCAUCCCUUUAUACGUGACCAGCCAAAUGAAAGGCAAGUCCGAAUCCAGCUUAAGGACCAUAUAGACAGGACCAGGAAGAAGAGAGGAGAAAAAGAUGAGACGGAGUAUGAAUAUAGUGGAAGUGAGGAAGAAGAGGAGGAAGUGCCUGAACAAGAAGGAGAGCCAAGUUCCAUUGUCAAUGUGCCUGGAGAAUCAACCCUCCGACGUGAUUUCCUGAGACUGCAGCAGGAGAACAAGGAACGGUCCGAGGCCCUUCGGAGGCAGCAGCUGCUGCAGGAGCAGCAGCUCCGUGAGCAGGAGGAGUACAAGAGGCAGCUGCUGGCAGAGAGGCAGAAACGCAUUGAGCAGCAGAAGGAGCAGAGGAGGCGGCUGGAAGAGCAACAAAGAAGAGAAAGGGAAGCUCGAAGGCAACAAGAGCGUGAGCAAAGGCGGAGAGAACAGGAGGAAAAAAGACGUCUGGAAGAAAUGGAGAGGAGGCGUAAGGAGGAGGAAGAGAGAAGAAGAGCAGAGGAGGAAAAGAGGAGGGUAGAAAGGGAGCAGGAGUAUAUCAGGCGACAGCUAGAAGAGGAGCAGCGGCACUUGGAAAUUCUACAGCAGCAGCUGCUCCAGGAGCAGGCCAUGUUACUGGAAUACAGAUGGCGAGAGAUGGAGGAGCACCGGCAGGCAGAGCGACUCCAGCGGCAGCUGCAGCAGGAGCAAGCCUACCUCCUGUCGCUGCAGCACGACCACAGGCGGCAGCAGCAGCAGCAGCAACAGCAGCAGCAGCAGCAGCAAGAAAGAAAUAAACAAAGCUAUCAUACCCCUGAGCCUAAGUCCCACUAUGAGCCUGCUGAAAGAGCACGUGAGGUGGAGGAGAGAUUUAGAAAAACUAAUCAGGGCUCCCCUGAAGCACAGUCUAAACAGAUGGGCAAAGUGUUGGAGCCACCAGUGCCUUCAAGAUCAGAGUCCUUUUCCAAUGGAAACUCAGAACCUGCUCAGCCUGCCCUGCAGAGGCCAAUGGAGCCCCAGGUACAGUGGUCCCAUCUGGCAUCUCUCAAGAACAAUGUUUCCCCUGUCUCGCGAUCCCAUUCCUUCAGUGACCCUUCUCCCAAAUUUGCUCAUCACCAUCUUCGUUCCCAGGACCCAUAUCCACCUUCACGCAGUGAAGUGCUUAAUCAGAGUUCUGACUCUAAGUCGGAGGUACCCGACCCCACCCAAAAGGCUUGGGCUAGAUCAGACAGUGACGAGGUGCCUCCAAGGGUACCUGUGAGAACAACGUCCCGAUCACCAGUCCUGUCCCGCCGUGAUUCCCCACUGCAGGGCACUGGGCAGCAAAAUAACCAAGCAGGUCAAAGGAAUUCCACGAGCAAUAUAGAGCCUCGUCUGCUGUGGGAAAGGGUGGAGAAGCUUGUACCAAGGCCAGGCAGUGGCAGUUCUUCUGGCUCAAGCAACUCUGGCUCACAACCUGGCUCCCACCCUGGCUCUCAGAGUGGGUCUGGAGAGCGGUUCAGGAUGAGAUCAUCAUCCAAAUCAGAGGGUUCGCCAUCACAGCGCCAUGAAAGUGCACCUAAAAAGCCUGAAGAGAAAAAGGAAGUCUUCAGACCUAUCAAGCCUGCUGAUUUAACUGCACUGGCGAAGGAGCUGCGAGCAGUGGAGGAUGUGCGACCUCCACAUAAAGUAACCGAUUACUCAUCCUCGAGUGAGGAGUCAGGGACAACAGAUGAGGAAGAUGAUGAUAUGGAACAAGAAGGAGCAGAUGAAUCUACUUCUGGACCAGAUGAUGUCCGAGCAGUGUCAACGUUGAACUUGAGCAAUGGUGAAACAGAGUCAGUAAAAACCAUGAUUGUCCAUGAUGAUGUGGAGAGUGAACCUGCCUUGACUCCUUCUAAGGAGGGCACCUUAAUUGUUCGACAGAGUACAGUUGACAAAAAGCGUGCCAGCCAUCAUGAGAGCAAUGGCUUUGCCGGUCGCAUUCACCUCUUGCCAGAUCUCUUACAGCAAAGCCAUUCCUCCUCCACUUCCUCCACCUCCUCCUCCCCAUCCUCCAGCCAGCCGACACCCACCAUGUCCCCACAGACACCCCAGGACAAGCUAACUACUAAUGAGACUCAGUCCGCUAGUAACACACUCCAGAAACACAAAUCUUCCUCCUCCUUUACACCUUUUAUAGACCCCAGAUUACUACAGAUUUCUCCAUCUAGUGGGACAACUGUGACUUCUGUGGUAGGAUUUUCUAGUGAAGCAAUGAGAUCAGAGGCAAUAAGGCAAGACCCUACACGGAAAGGAUCAGUUGUCAAUGUGAACCCCACAAACACACGGCCACAGAGCGACACCCCAGAAAUUCGCAAAUACAAGAAGAGAUUCAAUUCUGAGAUCCUGUGUGCGGCCUUAUGGGGAGUGAACUUGUUGGUGGGCACUGAAAGUGGUCUGAUGCUGCUAGACAGAAGUGGGCAGGGGAAGGUUUAUCCACUCAUCAAUCGAAGACGAUUCCAGCAAAUGGAUGUACUUGAAGGGCUGAAUGUCUUGGUGACAAUUUCUGGUAAGAAGAACAAGUUGCGAGUUUACUAUUUGUCAUGGUUAAGAAAUAAAAUCCUGCACAAUGAUCCUGAGGUAGAAAAGAAACAGGGCUGGACUACGGUGGGCGACUUGGAAGGCUGUGUGCACUAUAAAGUUGUAAAAUAUGAAAGAAUCAAGUUCUUGGUAAUUGCAUUGAAGAGUUCUGUGGAAGUCUAUGCAUGGGCACCAAAGCCAUACCAUAAAUUUAUGGCCUUUAAGUCAUUUGGAGAACUGGUACAUAAGCCAUUGCUGGUGGAUCUCACUGUAGAAGAGGGUCAGAGACUAAAAGUGAUCUAUGGCUCCUGCGCUGGCUUCCAUGCUGUGGAUGUGGAUUCAGGAUCGGUCUAUGAUAUUUAUCUACCAACACAUAUCCAGAGCAGUAUCCAACCUCACGCAAUCAUCAUCCUCCCAAACACGGAUGGGAUGGAGCUGCUGGUCUGCUACGAGGAUGAAGGAGUUUAUGUCAACACAUAUGGAAGGAUAACCAAGGAUGUGGUUCUGCAGUGGGGAGAAAUGCCAACUUCAGUUGCAUACAUCCGAUCUAACCAGAUCAUGGGCUGGGGAGAAAAAGCAAUCGAAAUACGGUCGGUGGAAACUGGACACUUGGAUGGUGUGUUCAUGCACAAAAGGGCACAGAGACUCAAAUUCUUAUGUGAACGCAACGACAAGGUUUUCUUUGCCUCCGUGCGGUCAGGUGGAAGCAGUCAAGUCUAUUUCAUGACCCUUGGCAGGACUUCACUUCUGAGCUGGUAGAAGCAGUGGGAUUUGGAGAGGAAUUGCUGACAUCCAGAGUCUGAGAUCUUCAUAACUUGGAAUUAUUUUCAACUGGAGUACAGACCUGCACGAGUGCAGCACUCUGUGUAAAUGUGUGUGCAGGCAUCACUGGUGUUAGGUUUCUUUAUGUUUUUCAACUGAGGCUGCGAGGCAGCUGGUGCUGUAAAGAUAUUGCCAUCAGGUGCUACAAUGUCUUGGAGAUUUGGGAUCACGCUAGAAAGCUACAGGUCUUCUUUUCCCUUCAGCUCCAGUGUUCCUAGGAUUUGAAGGACUCUGUUUGUUAGUGUUAAAACAGAGGAGGGGGGAGAAAAGGAAGAAAAACAAACCAGGCUUACCAUGACCAUGCUGUUUGUUGAGUGGACAGGAGGCAGGCAAGAGAAGGUGAGAAGUGGUGUAGAGAGUCAGACUGGCUGAAACAGAGGGCAGAUCUAGUCUAGUAAUGUUAACAAUGUAUUUAAUUGACAUUUCUUUUUUGUAAUGUGACAAUAUGUGGACAAAGAGGAAGGUGCAGGUUUUAAGAAGUUAAUAUUUAUAAAAUGUGAAAGACACAGUGACUAGGAUAACUUCUUUUUGGGGACAGGGAGGGUGGGAAGGGGCUUGGGGUGGAAUUCUUAGGGGUUUUUUGUUUCUGCAGUUUUAUUUUGGCCUGGCCAAUAACUUUAGUCAUUUUCUGUGUACCAGGUGUUGCCUGAAACAUGUGCAGGUGAUUAAAAAAAAAAAAAAGGAAAAAAAAUUUCAUUUUCUAUAAUGAUUCUGUGUUAGGCCAGAACUUGGUUAUGUCACAGUAUUAGCACUGCCUCAGUUAAAGGUUUAAUUUUUGUUUAAACCUAGAAGUGCAACAACAGUUUUACCACAGUCUGCACUCGCAGAACUAAAAAAAAAAAGAAAAAAAAAGAAAAAAAAGAGAAAUAAAAUCCAAACUACA
Zonotrichia leucophrys gambelii is the source of this 5958-nucleotide messenger RNA. It is a transcript of the gene MAP4K4, whose product is annotated as mitogen-activated protein kinase kinase kinase kinase 4. Gene Ontology annotation, biological process: protein phosphorylation. NCBI's taxonomy places the organism in Eukaryota, Metazoa, Chordata, Aves, Passeriformes, Passerellidae. The coding region runs from base 870 to 5012 and encodes 1380 amino acids. The record is from RefSeq and is a predicted model, not a curated record. The transcript is spliced from 32 exons. Gene Ontology annotation, molecular function: protein kinase activity; ATP binding.